Molecule: messenger RNA, 185 nt
Organism: Racocetra persica
Lineage: Eukaryota; Fungi; Glomeromycota; Glomeromycetes; Diversisporales; Gigasporaceae
Source: the annotation of a GenBank genome assembly
UACAUGAAAAUAAUUUAACCAUUUAUGAAGAACUAAACAAAGGAAUAACAAAAUGGCUAGAAUAUUUGGAUAAAAAAAUUAAUAACUGCUUAACUUUAUUAAGAAUUAACUUUUCAGAUGCUGAUAUAAAUAAAAUAGAUAAAGUCGUUUCAGCUAGUGAAAACCUCAAAACAAUUCAAGAAUGA